UUCAGCGGUAAUGGCGGAGAUAUUAAGUCCCAUUGUUUACUGGGGUCAAAACAAGGAAUAUACUUCUUUGAAUAUUGAACUCAGGGAAAUUACGAAUCCCCAGAUUAAUUUGACAGAAGAUCGACUUUAUUUUAAAGCUAAUGGAAUAGGAGGGCAUGGACAGAAUCAAUAUGAACUCGACAUACCAUUUUUUACACCCAUUGAAAAAGAGGGUAGUAUUUUUACUCUGACAGAGAAUGGGGUACGGUUCAAGUUGAAGAAAGUGAGCUAUGGAGAAACAUGGCCAAGACUGAUGCUAGAGGGAAGGAAACCUGCCUGGCUCAGAAUAGAUUUUGAGAAGAUGACCUUUGAUGACUCGUCUGAAGAUGAAGAACAUUCAGAAGAUGAAAUUAAAGAGGAUUGGAUGAGGAGAAUUGAGAAAGAAAUACAAGAUACACAACAGUCAGCUGUUGGAGAUUUGAAGAUGAUUUAUCUUUUUAUAUACAAUUUGUUUCAAUUUGUUGGUUACUCCUAUAUAAUGGUGGCUAUCAUCAUCAGAUAUAUUAGAUAUGGACAAGCAUCCCAAACUGAUGUAUUCAGUGCAGUUGGUGCUCAGAUGAUGAUAUGUCAGAUAGCAGCUUUGGUAGAAAUCAUCAACCCGUUGCUUGGUAUUGUGAAAACAGGUGUCAUGGCUCCACUCAUGCAGGUGUUAGGGAGAGGCAUUGUGGUAUUCAUGGUAAUUGUACAGGAGCCAAGGGUACAAGAAAGCAGAGCAGUAUGGCUUCUAUUUGUUGUUUAUUGUGGAAUAGAAAUAGUGAGGUAUCCGUAUUAUAUAUUGAGUGCUUUGGAAUAUGAAGUGAAGAUUGUUACAUUGCUGAGAUAUACUUUGUGGAUUCCUUUGUAUCCUGUGGGUUUUGGUUGUGAGGGUGUCAUCAUUUAUAAGGCCAUUCCAUAUUUUAAAGAAACUGGAGCAUUUUCUGUGCAAUUGCCAAAUGUUUGGAACUGUUCUUUUGACUUUCCUACAUUUUUGUGGAUAUAUUUAGGUAUAAUUGUCAUAGCUGGUUCAAUGAUGCUGCACCACAUGUAUUAUCAGACCAAAAGAAAGUUAGGCAUGAGCAUAACAUCAAAGAAGAAAAAGAAAUAAUUUCCUUGGAUGGGUGGUAAAACUGCAUGGUCAAAUUGUUGAAGAAUGUUUAAAUAAUAUAGGAACAAAAAGGAUUCAUUCAUCACUGAAAUCAUGUUUAUCAUAUUUAUAUGGAAAAGUUUAAUAUGUAGAUUUUUAUAGGUGAAAGGCAAUCAGUGGAUAUUAUAAGUGAUAAGUCAUUGAAAGGCAAUCAGUGGAUAUACAGUGGAUUUCAAAAAAGCACCAAAGUUAAAAAAUUGAUUUCUUAAAAACUAUUCUAUAAUUUUAUUUGAAACUGCAACAUGAUAUUGCUUUCAGCACAUAAAAAGUUUGAAUGACUAGCUUUUAUAGCAUUCCUGUGGUGUUCAAUGCAAAAAAAUGCAAUGCAGGAAUAAGGUUGGAAUUAAGGAAUUAAGUCUCUUAGUAGAAAGCAACAACCUUAGGGUCUGCCUAGCCAAGGGAAGCGUGUGGUGGUCAGUGGCAGUAGAUGUAAACACAAUGACCAUAUUUCAGAGGUUUAGGAUGACUUUCCUUGGAAGGAUCAAGAUGUGUAUUAUGAUAGAAAAAGAGUCUGACAGCAGUAUCGAAGUAUGCUGGAGACUGAUAAAUAAACCCUUUUCAAGAUAUUUUUAGUACGGGUGAGACUUUAAAACUCUUUUAAAAUUCUGGCUUAUGACUUUUAAAUUGAAUGCCAAAGGAAUGCCCAAAAAAACAAUUGUGUCAGAACUUAAAUGUAUCAAAGGCAGUACCAGAAAGCAGUGAAAGUGAAGAUUAGAUUUAUGAUGGUGUUUAAUGAUUUAAGAUGUAGUGAACUGAAAACUGAGGGAUGCGUGUAGUAUUGGUUCUGCAUUGUAAAAAUGUUGUGCAAAUACAAAUAUAGCUUCAAAUUUUCGGAUUUUGGAUGUUAUUAGUAUUGUGAUUUGCUUGUACCAUGAUCAAGUGACAGUAUUUUUCAUAACAUAAUGAACAAUUUUUUAAAAUUUUUUGGAAAUUAAUGUCAGUUUCUAUUAAAACCAUUUCUUGCCCCAACUGUUGUUGAAACCAUUAUAAAAUCACAUUUUUUACUCAGGUAAUAGUGAUAACUUUUACAUAAAUGGCAUUUUUUAUCAUUUUGAAUGGAAAUUUAGAAGUAGAGUUUUCAAAGAUUAUUAUAUAUUGUAACUCUUCUUAUAUGAAAUAUGCAUAUUGGUAUGUGCUAGGCAUGUAAAAUGUGAAAUGAUUAUGUAAUAUUCUAAUUUGGAAUGCUCUACGAAACCAGGUGCCCUAAAUAUCAGUCCAGUGUUGACCUGGGCACUCUCUUUCCUCUCUCUCUCUCUCUCUCUCUCUCCAUCAUAAGUUACACUUAACACACUUGAAAAUAGCUACAUGUAGCCCAACUGCCAUAAUUUUAACCUUCCCAUGGUCAAACUCAGACACUGCAAAACUUUGUUUUGAAAACAACAGUCUGGGGGUUUAUAGUGUAAGUUUUAUUUUAAUGUUGUAAACAAAGAUCAUCAUAGAUAUGCACUGGUAACUGGUAUGAAUCUUAGCUUAAAAUGUGUGUUCAAACAAAAUGGAUUCAAUUUUCACUGCUGCGUGUUAUUCUGAUUAAUGACAACUUACUGGAAAUGAGGGUUUGUAAGAAAAAACAGUAUUGCUAAAACUUUAGACUCUGAUUUGUAUAUUCCAAAAGAUUAAUCAAAUCAUGUAAUCUGUUUUUCACUCUUGUUGAUUAAAGAAAUUUAUUAAAAUA
Molecule: messenger RNA, 2834 nt
Organism: Lingula anatina
Lineage: Eukaryota; Metazoa; Brachiopoda; Lingulata; Lingulida; Lingulidae
Product: very-long-chain (3R)-3-hydroxyacyl-CoA dehydratase 3
Biological process (GO): very long-chain fatty acid biosynthetic process; fatty acid elongation; sphingolipid biosynthetic process
Cellular component (GO): endoplasmic reticulum membrane
Molecular function (GO): 3-hydroxyacyl-CoA dehydratase activity
Source: RefSeq, a predicted model, not a curated record